AUGGCUCAACAGAACGGCUCCUCUGGCAAUGACUUCCUCGUCAAGGCCGGCCUUGCGCAGAUGCUCAAGGGUGGCGUAAUCAUGGAUGUGGUUAACGCUGAGCAGGCUCGCAUUGCUGAAGAGGCUGGCGCUGCCGCCGUCAUGGCUCUCGAGCGUGUUCCCGCCGAUAUUCGUGUCGAGGGUGGCGUUGCGCGCAUGUCCGACCCCGGCAUGAUCAAGGAGAUCAUGGCCGCCGUUACCAUUCCUGUCAUGGCCAAGGCUCGCAUUGGUCACUUCGUUGAGUGCCAGAUCCUCGAGUCCAUUGGCGUCGACUACAUCGACGAGUCCGAAGUCCUGACCCCCGCCGACGACGUCUACCACGUCACCAAGACCCCCUUCAAGGUCCCCUUCGUCUGUGGCUGCCGCAACCUGGGCGAGGCCCUGCGCCGCAUCUCCGAGGGCGCCGCCAUGAUCCGCACCAAGGGCGAAGCCGGCACCGGCGACGUCGUCGAGGCCGUCAAGCACAUGCGCACCGUGAAUGCGCAGAUUGCCCGUGCCCGCGGUAUCCUGCUAUCGAGGCCCCCCUACGAGCUUGUCCGCGAGUGUGCUGAGAAGGGCCGCCUGCCCGUUGUCAACUUCGCCGCUGGUGGCGUUGCGACCCCCGCCGAUGCGGCGCUCAUGAUGCAGCUGGGCUGCGAUGGUGUCUUUGUUGGCUCUGGUAUUUUCAAGUCUGGUGACCCCAAGGCUCGUGCCAAGGCUAUUGUCCAGGCUACUACCCACUACAAGGACCCCAAGGUCCUCGCGCAGGUUUCUGAGGGUCUGGGUGAGGCUAUUGUUGGCAUUAACGUGUCGCAGAUGCCUGCUUCUGACAAGCUCGCUGGUCGUGGCUGGUAA
Penicillium manginii is the source of this 873-nucleotide messenger RNA. Its product is annotated as pyridoxal 5'-phosphate synthase subunit PdxS. Gene Ontology annotation, molecular function: amine-lyase activity. The transcript has 4 exons. NCBI's taxonomy places the organism in Eukaryota, Fungi, Ascomycota, Eurotiomycetes, Eurotiales, Aspergillaceae. The record is from RefSeq and is a predicted model, not a curated record. Gene Ontology annotation, biological process: amino acid metabolic process; pyridoxine biosynthetic process; pyridoxal 5'-phosphate biosynthetic process. The coding region runs from base 1 to 873 and encodes 290 amino acids.